ACGUAGCAUUGUUUCUAUCCAUCAGUUUCUUCCUUCUUCUUCACCAUCAUGUGAUUCCAUCAACACAGCUCAAUCUCCUCAUGAUCAAUUCUCUCUUCUCUCACAUUCGUUAGAAGAAGAACGAUCCAUUUUAACCUGCUGUAUUCAAAAUGUUGACUAGAGCCCUGGGACGAGUUCGAAUCUCUGGAUCGACGAUUCAACGAUCGAAGAAUCAUUUCACUGGAGUUUUCGAUAAUUCGAAAUUGGAUACGACGAUUGGUGCUUCCCGUGGAAGAAGACGGUUGUCGAGCGAGAGCGGGAAACGAUUUGCGGCGAUGUGGGGGAGUGGAGAUUACGGAAGGUUAGGGCUAGGGAGCUUGGAGUCUCGGUGGAGACCCGCCGUUUGCUCUGCGUUGAGUGAUCACAGUAUUAGAGCUCUCGCUUGCGGCGGAGCUCACACUCUUUUCCUCACCGAAACAAGGAGAGUCUUUGCGACAGGUCUUAAUGAUUGUGGCCAACUUGGUGUCUCACAUGUUAACACUCAUGCUUUGGAGCCGCUUGAAGUUUCUGGAAUUGAAAAUGAUAUACUGCACAUCUCAGCUGGUUAUUACCACUCUGCUGCUAUCACAGUGGAUGGGGAACUCUACAUGUGGGGAAAGAAUACUAGUGGACAGCUUGGACUUGGAAAAAAUGCUGCAAGAGUGGUACAUGUACCAACCAAAGUGCAGGCUCUGAAUGGGAUCACCAUCAAAUCAGUGGCUUUAGGAUCAGAGCAUUCAGUUGCUGUUACUGAUGGAGGUGAAGUCCUGAGUUGGGGUGGAGGAGGAUCUGGAAGACUUGGCCACGGUCACGAGUCCAGUUUUUUUGGCAUCUUAAAAAGUAAAAGUGAGUUUACUCCAAGGCUUAUCAAGGAACUUGAGGGGAUUAAGGUUAAAAGCGUUGCUGCUGGUCUGCUGCAUACAGUAUGUACUGAUGAGAAUGGCUCUGCUUUCAUGUUCGGAGAGAGAUCUAUAAAUAAGAUGGGAUUUGGAGGAGUAAGGAAUGCUACAACACCAUCUAUUAUCAGUGAAGUGCCAUACGCAGAAGAAGUUGCAUGUGGUGGUUACCACACAUGUGUUGUCACAAGAGGUGGGGAACUAUACACUUGGGGUUCAAACGAAAAUGGGUGCCUUGGCACAGAGUCAACAUAUGUCUCACACUCCCCUGUGAGAGUCGAAGGUCCUUUCUUGGAAUCAACUGUAACUCAUGUAUCUUGUGGGUGGAAGCACACUGCAGCCAUUUCAGAUAACAAAGUCUUUACCUGGGGCUGGGGAGGUUCUCACGGCACUUUCUCUGAUGACGGACACUCCUCCGGUGGACAACUGGGACAUGGUAGCGAUGUAGACUAUGCGAUACCAGCAAUGGUGAACCUGGGAAAGAAUGUAAGAGCAGUGCAUAUAUCUUGUGGCUUUAAUCAUACAGGAGCAGUUCUCGAACAUUUUUGAAGACUCCAUGGAAUACAUUUCAUAUACAUAUACAUAUGUUUUUGUUUCUUUAUGCUUUCUUAAUGUUUUGUACAUCAUAAUCAAAAGAAACUAAUGGAUCUCUAUUUGUAAGAAUAAUAUACUACAUAUAUAAAUUCUUCAACU
Molecule: messenger RNA, 1607 nt
Organism: Brassica napus (rape)
Lineage: Eukaryota; Viridiplantae; Streptophyta; Magnoliopsida; Brassicales; Brassicaceae
Product: ultraviolet-B receptor UVR8
Exons: 14
Coding region: 150-1463 (437 amino acids)
Source: RefSeq, a predicted model, not a curated record